GGAAGAUGCGCACGCGCGUUUUGGUCGGGCACGAGCGCCCCGGCAGGAGCUGCCGCGCGUCAGGCCUGAGCAGGGAUAAGACAGGCAACUUUGCGCAGAACCAAAGCGGUUAUUCGUACUAGGGGAAGGACUGAGCCACGACAUGGCAACUGUUUUUAUAAGGAAAAUGGUGGCUUCUGCUGUGAACCCCCUCCUACAUCUGAGUCGUUGCACGACGACACCCCGUCCACUCUCCACACUGCUGCUGGGUCCCCUGGGUGUUGGAGCUCCAGCAGGUGCGAAGCCCGGUGAAGUGGUGGCCUCACUUCUCUCCUGCCGCCCCCUGCCCUGCCUGCAGCCUGCUCUGGGGUUCAAGACCAAGGGCGUAAUCAAGAAGCGUUGCCGGGACUGUUACCGGGUGAAGAGACGUGGGCGGUGGUUCAUCUACUGCAAAACGAACCCAAAGCACAAGCAGAGACAGAUGUAGUUCCUUUGGCUGUGAAAAUAACAUGCAAGAUUGUACCAUUUCCUUGGUGUUAACUUAUCAAAGGAAAAUAAAUUGUAAACAUUCUGGUUUCUAA
Molecule: messenger RNA, 560 nt
Organism: Pteronotus mesoamericanus
Lineage: Eukaryota; Metazoa; Chordata; Mammalia; Chiroptera; Mormoopidae
Gene: MRPL36
Product: mitochondrial ribosomal protein L36
Exons: 2
Coding region: 143-466 (107 amino acids)
Biological process (GO): translation
Cellular component (GO): ribosome; mitochondrial large ribosomal subunit
Molecular function (GO): structural constituent of ribosome
Source: RefSeq, a predicted model, not a curated record